Molecule: messenger RNA, 1370 nt
Organism: Mastomys coucha (southern multimammate mouse)
Lineage: Eukaryota; Metazoa; Chordata; Mammalia; Rodentia; Muridae
Exons: 6
Coding region: 512-1249 (245 amino acids)
Source: RefSeq, a predicted model, not a curated record
UUGAGUUCCAGUCCUGACUUCCUUUGGUGAUGAACAGCAGUGUGGAAGUGUCAUGCCACUGCUGCUGCUAACCCGACUGUAACUGGACUGCAGGUGUAUCCGUGAAGUGUUUGCGAAUGAAUCGGACUGCUGUUGCUAAGCUGUGAACUAAACUGCCGAUUUCCAGACAACACAGCUACCCAUUAGCUCAUGGAUGGAAGAUAAGUUCCUGCAACCCUUUGGCUUUUCACUGUGGCCUUCCUCUGCUCCUGAGGAGUGGGGCUGCCUGUGAAGGAUGUGAAGGGUGUGAAUGGGAACAGCUGAAUGGAUUGCCAGAACGAAGCUGAGCCAUGGCCUGAGAUGACCCCGAAGGGUCAGGACGCUUCCUUCAGCUGGCAGGUCCAUGAAAUGAGGUUGUUCAGUGUCAAAUAGAGUUUUAGCUUUGUGGAACUGUGAGCCUGCUAUCAGACACGUUUCCCAGGAAGCUGCCUGGCUUUGGAACUGCUAAGCAAACAAGACUGAGGAGAAACACAUGAGGAGGAGGAGGAGGAGGAGGAAGAAGAGAAGAAGGAAGAGAAGGAGGAGGAGGAGGAGAAGGAGGAGAAAGAGGAGGAGGAGGAGGAGGAGGAGGAGGAGGAGAAGGAGAAGGAGGAGGAGGAGAAGGAGAGGGAGAAGAAGAAAGAAGGAAGUAAAGCAUGCUUUGAACCAGAUUCAGCCAACUGUAAACUUGCACAGAGGCCACCGCACGUGCAGGCACUACAAGGAUGCCCACUCAGCAAGACUGUUCAACCUCCGACUGACAUCACUCCUGUUAUUAAUCAUCGUGGCCGACACGUAUUGCUUCAAAAUAUCUGAUGCAAUCUUCCUUGGUCUUAUCUUUAAAAGCUCUCCUGUAGAGACUCACCUGGAGUUUUGCUAUCAGCUGACGUCACUCUGCCAAUCCGCCAAAGUCCGCAGAAGCGGCAAGAAGCCGCCAGAGCGCUACCAGAAGUGUUUGAUGUCUUUCUCUCUGUGGAGUCCCAACAAAUGGAGCUCCACUACGCAAUGGCUCCCUACCAGGAGUCAGGCUGGGGACGGGGCUAUGGAGGCGGAGACUCGGAGUCAAAGCUCAGCAGCAAGAGUUCCUCCUUCUGAUCUGGAGCUUCAGAUACUAUCUGGGAGCAGCCUGUUCUCAUCCCAAGGAGGAUCAAAGAGACUAUGGAGGGCUCCCUUACAGUCCACUUUCCUCACAGGGCCCAUGCUGGAUCUCAGAGCAUUAGGUACAGUAUAGACCCACGCAUGGUUGAGUCGCUUCUUGCUUACCCUCAAAGUCUCCUUGGUUGGGAGUGAGGGAAGCAACAUGAGGUUCUGGGCCUGUCUGGGCCCUGGAAUACCAUCUGGGAAUAUGGCAA